CCAUUGUUGUAUAAACCGGAUGUCAAACGACCUCUUUCGUAAACACAGUUUUGGUGAACCUGGACUGCUGAAACGCAGAGUGUGAUUUGAGAGAAAAAUGCUUCGAACUUCAGCAUUGUUAACUUCUCUUGGUAGAAGAUCAGUUCUAGGGAACCUGAGAUGUGCAAGCUCGGCAACAGCCCAGAAAAAGACUGAUGAUGCCAAGCCAACAACAGCCAAGACUCAGGAGUCCAAGUCUUUUGCCAUGAACAUCUUCAGAGGAAUUGUUAAAACAGAUCAGGUGUUUCCUUUCCCAGAAGUAUUAAAUGAUGAACAAAAGGACACCCUCAAGAUGCUUGUAGAUCCAACAGCCAAGUUCUUCGAGGAAAUAAAUGACCCCCUGAAGAAUGACAGCCUGGAGAAAGUAGAGGACCAUGUCAUGGAGGGACUAAAGGAGUUAGGGGCCUUUGGUCUCCAGGUUCCGGUUGAUAAUGGUGGUCUUGGAUUAACCAACACUCAGUAUGCUCGUCUGGUAGAAAUAGUGGGAUCACAUGACCUUGGGGUCGGCAUUACCUUAGGAGCCCACCAGUCCAUUGGGUUUAAAGGAAUCCUGCUGUUUGGAACAAAAGAACAGAAGGACAAAUACCUGCCUGACUUGGCUUGUGGUAAAAACAUUGCAGCGUUCUGUCUGACCGAGCCCAGCAGUGGAUCUGAUGCCAGCUCUAUCAAAACCAAAGCAGUUCUGUCCCCUGAUGGCAAGCAUUAUAUCCUCAAUGGUAGCAAGAUCUGGAUCAGUAAUGGAGGACUGGCAGAAAUCUUCACCGUGUUCGCCAAGACACCUGUCAAAGACGAGAAAACUGGUGAAACUAAGGAAAAAGUAUCAGCCUUUAUUGUUGAGAGGUCGUUUGGAGGUGUUUCCAAUGGUCCACCAGAAAAGAAGAUGGGGAUUAAAGCCUCCAAUACAGCAGAAGUAUAUUUUGAAGAUUGCAAGGUUCCUGUUGAAAAUCUUCUUGGAGGAGUUGGAGGAGGAUUUAAGGUGGCUAUGAACAUUCUGAACAAUGGAAGAUUUGGCAUGGCCGCUGCUUUGUCAGGAACCAUGUCAUACUGUAUCAAAAAAGCAAUUGACCACGCCUCCCAGAGAAAGCAGUUUGGGGACCUGAUCAGUAACUACGGCGCCAUCCAGGAGAAGAUCGGCCGCAUGGUCAUGAUGCAGUAUGUGACCGAGUCCAUGGCCUACAUGCUGUCCGCUAACAUGGACCAGGGCUCCACAGAGUUCCAGAUAGAGGCAGCCAUUAGCAAAAUCUACGGCUCUGAAGCGGCUUGGUUUUGUGCUGAUGAAGCAAUCCAGAUUCUGGGUGGGAUGGGAUACAUGAAGGAUACUAGUCUGGAGCGAGUGAUGAGAGAUUUAAGAAUUUUCAGAAUUUUUGAAGGAACCAAUGAUAUUCUGAGACUCUUUAUUGCCCUUACUGGAAGUCAGUAUGCAGGAAACUACCUCAAAGAGCUGAAGAAGGCCAUGUCAAACCCCCUGGGUAACAUUGGAAUGUUCCUGGAAUAUGGCAGCAAGAAAGUAUUGAAGUCAAAAGCAGAUGACAAUGGUGCUAAAGCUCAUAUUCACCCCUCGCUUAUGAACUCUGCAGAACAGACCUUUGCUGCUAUUGGUGACUUUGGUUCAGUAGUGGAACAACUUCUCAUGACCCAUGGCAAAAAAAUCACCAAUGAACAAUUUCUCCUGAAGAGAGUGGCCGAUUCAGCCAUUGAUAUUUAUGGCAUGGUGUCCGUUCUGUCCAGGGCUUCAAGGUCACUCAAGGAAGGUCAUAGCUCAGCAGACCACGAAGCCACCAUUACCAAAGUCUUCUGUAAUGAGGCCAAAGACAGAAUCGAUGCCAAUCUCCUGGCGUGUCAUGCUACGAAGGGAGAAAAAGAAAACUUCUCAGGGCUGGAGAAAAUCUCCAAAGAUGUUGUCGCUAAUGGAGGUCUCCUUCAGAGGCAUCCACUGGGAUUCUAAGGGAGGGCAUUGUGUUUAAAUAUGGAGGACAAGUGGAACGAAUCAGUCAAAAAAGUUAUUACACUGUACUUCAACAAAAAACAAAGAAACGUUCUUGCUGUGAUGAUAAAUCAUUUUUGUUUUCAUUUGUUUAUAUUAUUUGUAUGUGAUAGUAAAACCAAGAAGUAAGAAAAAUAUACAUACCAAAAUUUUGUACAAAGUUUUUAUGUUCUACAUGUAUUACUCUCAAAAGCAUGAACACUCAAUUAAUUCCAGUGGGUUUUUUUUAGGGGUUACAAGUACCUGGGUAAUUGUCCAAUUUUCUGAUGUUCUGUAACAAUGUUCACUGUACAGCACCCAUUUUACAUCAUCCUUGAAUUCAUGAGAGAAGUUGUGAUUGAUACAUGUACAUAUUACCUCAGAUAUUAAUUUUCGUUUUCUUUUAAUCAUGUUUAAUUGACUAAAUGGCAUGUCUGAGGUUUUAUAUUCCUUGGCUUGUUGGAACAUAUGUACAAAUGGAUCAUAAAGUUCAUCUGUGAUAAGAAUUAUAUCAUUUGCUGGAGACAAAUGAGAUUUCUUGUUCUUUCUUAGUUUCAGUGUACAUAGGAACCUAUAUAUAUUAAUUUUAUUAUGGGGUUUUUUUUUUUAAAUAAAAUGAUUUUGAUGGUAAAUUUUUUCCAGGUACAUUGGUAUAGUGGAUAUGUACAUAGUUAGCAAUUGUCAAUUGAAAAUAUAAACACCAGAUUAAUAUUUCAUCAUUGUAGCCCAUUAUCAUCAAAAGAACCAGUCAAAAAGAAAAUUGAUUAAUAUUUGGGUUUUUUAUCUUAUAUGUAGCUGAAACACGUUGCUUGCCAUUCUAGGUGUAUUUAUAAAUUCAUCUUACAUGUAUGUUGGAAAAACAUUGGAAAAUGUUUAAUCUUGGUUUUAUUUAAUAGUUUAUGAAUGAAUCUCCUGUAUAAGACCUGUGUGUGCAAGUCCUUUUGUCAACAGACUCUGUUCAGUAUAUGCAAUGCCCAGCAAUGCAAAUUGUAAUAUAGAGCACCUAACUGUGUAACUGUUCUUAUUUUUUGUGGUACAACUUUUCCAAUGAUUCACCAACAAAUCAUUUUUUGUAUUUUGUUUUUCAAUAUGUGUACACUAUCUCUGAAUGCAAGUCGCUAAUUACAAGAAAUUCCUCACAAGGUUAUUUGGGAGGUUAUGUUCCUAGCCGUUCUGUUGAUGUGUACACACAAAUUCAAGCUGACUUGUGAAUAAAUUUUUUACUAGCAUAA
This is a messenger RNA of Magallana angulata, 3234 nucleotides long. Its product is annotated as very long-chain specific acyl-CoA dehydrogenase, mitochondrial-like. The transcript is spliced from 19 exons. The coding region runs from base 98 to 1984 and encodes 628 amino acids. The record is from RefSeq and is a predicted model, not a curated record. NCBI's taxonomy places the organism in Eukaryota, Metazoa, Mollusca, Bivalvia, Ostreida, Ostreidae. Gene Ontology annotation, molecular function: very-long-chain fatty acyl-CoA dehydrogenase activity; flavin adenine dinucleotide binding; fatty-acyl-CoA binding.